This is a messenger RNA of Panicum hallii, 4221 nucleotides long. Its product is annotated as ABC transporter B family member 9-like. Gene Ontology annotation, molecular function: ABC-type transporter activity; ATP binding; ATP hydrolysis activity. Bases 21 to 3920 code for a protein of 1299 amino acids. Gene Ontology annotation, cellular component: membrane. The transcript has 11 exons. NCBI's taxonomy places the organism in Eukaryota, Viridiplantae, Streptophyta, Magnoliopsida, Poales, Poaceae. Gene Ontology annotation, biological process: transmembrane transport. The record is from RefSeq and is a predicted model, not a curated record.
ACCACACCAAACCGCGAGCGAUGGACGCCGCGGCAGCUCCGGGAGGGAGGGAUGGCGAGGAGAAGGAAGAGAAGAGGGGGAGCGGCGGCGGCGACGCCGGCGACAAGAGGGUGUCGUUCACGGGGCUGUUCCGGUACGCCGACGGCACGGACGUCAUGCUGAUGCUCCUCGGCACGGUGGGGGCGCUGGCCAACGGCGUCACGCAGCCCAUCAUGACGCUCAUCUUCGGCCAGGUCAUCGACGCCUUCGGCGGCUCCGUCGCCAUGGGCGACGUCCUCCAACGCGUCAACAAGGCAGUUCUGAAUUUUGUCUACCUGGGCAUUGCAACAGCUGUUGUUUCCUUUCUCCAGGUGUCAUGCUGGACAAUGACAGGAGAAAGACAGGCAACACGCAUUCGAUCUCUGUACCUCAAAUCUGUCUUGAGGCAAGAAAUAGCAUUCUUUGAUGUAGAAAUGACAACUGGGCAAGUAGUUUCAAGGAUGUCUGGUGAUACCGUGUUGGUUCAGGAUGCCAUUGGUGAGAAGGUCGGCAAGUUCCAACAACUUAUUGCUACCUUCGUAGGUGGCUUUGUAAUAGCAUUCGUAAAAGGAUGGCUGUUAUCUCUUGUCAUGUUGGCAUGCAUACCUCCAGUUGUCAUUGCUGGAGGAAUUGUCUCAAAAAUGCUCUCUAAAAUCUCUAGCAAGGGGCAAACAUCAUACAGCGAUGCAGGGAAUGUAGUCGAACAGACGCUUGGGAACAUUAAAACAGUGGUCUCCUUCAACGGUGAGAAGCAGGCUAUUGCAACCUACAAUAAACUCAUACACAAGGCAUAUAAGGCAGCUGUUGAGGAAGGAAUUACAAAUGGUUUUGGCAUGGGUUCUGUUUUCUUUAUAUUUUUCUCAAGCUAUGGAUUAGCCAUAUGGUACGGCGGCAAGUUGAUUCUUAGCAGAGGUUACUCAGGAGGAGACGUCAUCAACAUCUUGUUUGCUAUAAUGACUGGGGCAAUGUCUUUAGGUAAUGCAACACCCUGCAUGGCAGCCUUUGCAGAAGGACAAUCUGCAGCAUACAGAUUAUUUGCAACAAUCAAGAGGAAACCAGAAAUUGACCCUGAUGACCCAACCGGUAAGCAGUUAGAAGACAUCAAGGGUGAUGUUGACCUAAAGCACGUGUACUUCAGCUACCCAGCAAGACCAGAGCAACUAAUAUUUGAUGGAUUCUCAUUACAUGUGUCUAGCGGCACUACAAUGGCUAUAGUUGGGGAGAGUGGAAGUGGCAAAUCAACUGUGAUAAGUCUUGUGGAGAGAUUCUAUGAUCCACAGGCUGGUGAGGUUUUAAUUGAUGGGAUUAACAUUAAGAAUUUGCGACUUGAUUGGAUAAGAGGGAAGAUUGGUCUUGUUAACCAAGAGCCGUUGCUCUUUAUGACAUCUAUCAAAGAUAACAUAUCAUAUGGCAAAGAGGACGCAACAAUUGAAGAGAUCAAAAGAGCAGCUGAGCUUGCUAAUGCAGCAAAUUUCAUUGAUAAAUUGCCCAACGGCUAUGACACGAUGGUUGGCCAACGUGGUGCUCAGCUCUCUGGGGGCCAAAAGCAAAGGAUCGCUAUUGCAAGAGCAAUAAUUAAAGACCCUAGAAUUCUUUUGUUAGAUGAGGCGACUAGUGCAUUGGAUGUGGAGUCAGAGCGGAUUGUUCAGGAAGCACUGAAUAGGAUCAUGGUGAAUAGAACAACACUAGUGGUUGCACAUCGUCUGAGUACUGUGAGGAAUGCUGAUUGCAUAUCAGUUGUGCAACAAGGGAAAAUAGUCGAACAAGGUCCCCAUGACGAAUUGAUAAUGAACCCUGAUGGUGCUUAUUCUCAACUUAUUCGUCUGCAAGAAAGCCAAGAAGAGGAACAUCAGAAAGAUCAGCGCUUGUCUGAUCCAAGGUCUAAAAGUAGAAGCCUCUCACUGAAGCGAUCGAUAAGCAGAGGUUCCGCAGGAAACAGUAGUCGCCAUUCUUUGACGCUCCCAUUUGGUAUGCCUGGUUCAGUUGAGUUGCUCGAAGGCAAUGAUGCAAACAGGGAGAAUCAGAAAGAGCAGGCUGAUGAUAGUGAGGCCCCUAAGAAAGCUCCUAUGGGACGGCUAGCUGGUCUAAACAAGCCAGAGCUACCGAUUCUUUUGUUAGGAGCACUAGCAGCUGGAGUCCAUGGAGUGCUUUUUCCAAUGUUUGGUCUAAUGAUCUCCAAUGCCAUCAAAACUUUCUAUGAGCCGCCUCACGAACUAAGAAAGCAUUCAAGCUUUUGGGGUUUGAUGUGUGUUGUGCUGGGUAUUGUAUCGAUAGUAUCAGUACCAGUGGAGUAUUUCUUAUUUGGAGUAGCCGGGGGAAAGCUUAUCGAGCGUAUUCGUGCCUUGUCAUUUCGGAGCAUUGUGCACCAAGAAGUUUCUUGGUUUGAUGAUCCCAAAAACUCCAGGUUAACUACCAUCACUUUGUUCAAUGUAUUAUUUUCUUUAUUUCUACUUAAGGUCCGCAAUUGGUGUACUAAUGGUCAAAUUGUAUUUUACAGUGGAGCGCUUGGUGCAAAGUUGUCAGUUGAUGCUCUGAAUGUCCGACGAUUAGUGGGUGAUAACUUGGCCUUGUUGACUCAGGUCAUCUCAACACUAAUCACUGGAUUUGUCAUUGCUUUUGUGGCAGACUGGAAGCUCACAUUGAUCAUCCUUUGUGUAAUGCCACUAUCGGGUGCUCAAGGUUAUGCACAAGUAAAGUUCUUGAAGGGCUUCAGUCAAGAUGCCAAGAUGCUGUAUGAAGAUGCAAGUCAAGUCGCCACUGAUGCAAUCAGUAGUAUCAGGACUGUAGCUUCUUUUUGUGCUGAGAAAAGAGUCAUGACAAUCUAUGAUCAUAAAUGUGAAGCUUCAAAGAAUCAAGGGGUCAGAACAGGAAUGGUCGGUGGCCUUGGUUUUGGUUUUUCAUUCAUGAUGAUGUAUCUUACAUAUGGUCUCUGUUUCUAUGUUGGAGGGCAAUUCGUGCGUCAUAAUAAAUCUAGUUUUGGAGACGUUUUCAAGGUUUUCUUUGCACUGAUGUUGGCAACAAUUGGUGUAUCUCAAACAAGUGCAUUGGCUUCUGAUUCUACAAAGGCGAAGGAUUCAUCUAUCUCCAUAUUUGCUUUAUUGGACCGAAAGUCAAAAAUCGAUUCAGGCAGUGAUGAAGGUUUGACACUAGACGAGGUCAAGGGUGACAUCGACUUUCGACAUGUUAGCUUCAAGUAUCCAAGCCGUCCAGAUGUUCAAAUCUUCAGUGAUUUUACCCUGCACAUUCCCUCUGGAAAGACUGUAGCACUUGUGGGAGAGAGUGGCAGUGGAAAAUCAACAGUAAUUUCUUUGCUGGAACGAUUCUACAAUCCUGACUCUGGUACAAUCUCAUUGGAUGGGGUAGAAAUCAAAAGCCUAAAACUCAAUUGGCUAAGGGACCAAAUGGGGCUGGUGGGCCAAGAGCCUGUGCUAUUCAACGACACAAUCCGUGCCAACAUAGCAUAUGGGAAGCACGGGGAGGUCACUGAGGAGGAGCUCAUCAAGGUCGCAAAAGCAGCCAAUGCGCAUGAGUUCAUAUCAAGCCUUCCCCAGGGGUAUGACACUACCGUUGGAGAGAGGGGGGUUCAGCUAUCCGGUGGCCAGAAGCAGCGGGUGGCCAUUGCACGGGCCAUACUAAAAGAUCCUAGGAUUCUUCUUCUUGAUGAGGCAACAAGCGCAUUGGAUGCUGAGUCUGAGCGCAUUGUGCAAGAUGCCUUGGAUAAUGUCAUGGUUGGCAGGACCACAAUUAUUGUGGCGCACCGCCUCUCAACGAUCAAAAGUGCCAAUAUUAUUGCAGUUCUCAAGGAUGGCGCGAUAGUGGAGAAAGGAAGACAUGAGACGCUGAUGAACAUCAAAGAUGGAUUCUAUGCUUCGCUAGUUGAACUUCGUUCAGCUUCAUCGUAGUACCUAGGUUAAGAAUUUUGUUUCAAAUCACUAGGCAUUGUACAUCUUCCUUGAUUCUUCUCUUUGUUUUUAUAGUUCUUCUGUGCUAUGAAUUCAUUGGGAUUUACAGAAGAAUUUCGAGAGUAAACUUUUCUUUGCAUCACUGUAAGCAUUUGGCUGACAUUUUGAACGGUGGACUCCAUGUAGAUACGAAAAGUAGUCAUGAUGAUUUGCAUUGUACCUAUGUGGCUAUGUCAAUAUCAACUACUGAUCCCCGAAAUACAAGGGACCACGGACCUGUUUGGAGUGGUAAUUUGGAUCC